UAAAUCUAUUUGGUGUCUUUUAAAAGUUUAUAAUACAAGUUUAUAUUAAACCGUCGUAUAAAACGCCGCCAAAAUUGCUUUCUACUCGAAAUACAACGGGAAUAUUCCUGCCAUGGCAAAGUUUUAUUUGCCUUGUGAUCUCGAUUGAUAAGGAAGCAGCAUCCUAGCCAACAUUUAAUUAUUACGUGAAAAAUAUAAAUAUCAAGUGAUAAUCAUGAGUGACCAAGAAAUAACACAAAAGCCUGUACUAUACUCAUACUGGCGGAGUUCAUGCUCAUGGCGUGUGAGAAUUGCUCUCAAUUUGAAAGAGAUUCCAUAUGACAUCAAAGCAGUUAGCCUCAUAAAAGGUGGUGGGGAGCAACACUGCAAUGAAUACAGGGAAGUCAAUCCAAUGGAACAAGUACCAUCAUUAUCUAUUGAUGGCCAUACUAUAAUAGAAUCUUUGAGUAUAAUGCACUAUCUAGAAGAAACUCGUCCACAAAGGCCACUCAUGCCUCAAGAUUGUUACAAAAGGGCAAAAGUUAGAGAAAUAUGUGAGGUUAUUUCAUCAGGUAUACAGCCCCUACAAAAUCUAAUAGUUCUGAUACAUGUCGGAGAAGAGAAGAAGAAGGAAUGGGCGCAGCAUUGGAUCAUGCGGGGAUUCAGAGCUGUGGAGAAACUGUUGUCUUCCUCAGCGGGGAAGUAUUGUGUCGGAGAUGAGAUCACAUUAGCUGAUUGCUGUCUUGUGCCACAAGUAUUUAAUGCAAGAAGAUUCCAUGUAGACUUACGUCCUUUUCCAAUAAUUCUUCGCAUUGAUAGAGAACUAGAGAAUCACCCGGCGUUCCGCGCUGCACACCCGUCUUCGCAGCCCGACUGUCCACCAGAGGUUGCUAAGUGAACAAAGCAACAUGAAACCAACUCGAGCCCAUUGAAAUUACAAACAACAUAUAGACAAAGGAAAUUGAAGUGUUGAGCCAAUUCUAUCUCAGGUAAAAAGAACGAACAUGUCACAAAAUUAAAAAAAAACUUAUUUCCUGUAAGUUUCUAUGAUUUUUUAAUAGGUUUUUCUAUGUAAAAGUGCUUCCCAAAUUUUGUAAUAAGUUUAAAGAAUUUUUGAAUAACUUCCAAAAUAGUUU
Papilio xuthus (Asian swallowtail) is the source of this 1115-nucleotide messenger RNA. It is a transcript of the gene GSTz1, whose product is annotated as glutathione S-transferase zeta 1. Gene Ontology annotation, cellular component: cytoplasm; mitochondrion. Gene Ontology annotation, molecular function: maleylacetoacetate isomerase activity; glutathione transferase activity. The transcript has 6 exons. NCBI's taxonomy places the organism in Eukaryota, Metazoa, Arthropoda, Insecta, Lepidoptera, Papilionidae. Gene Ontology annotation, biological process: L-phenylalanine catabolic process; glutathione metabolic process. Bases 215 to 877 code for a protein of 220 amino acids. The record is from RefSeq and is a predicted model, not a curated record.